AACGUUCUGAGCUUUGCUCCCGACAAGCACACCUUCACUGAAACAUUCACUAUCAUGUGCAAACUGCCAAAAUAGGAAAUCGGUAAUCUUGAGGAAGGUGCUUCUCCCUCGUGCCAAGCAUCUCUCCUUCCUUUUCCUCCUUCUCCGUCAUGUCUUUGUUCUCCGACCCCAUUGCUUCUAAUCCAUCUGUCCCAUCUGCAUGGAACGGGAAAGCCUGUCAGCGAGAUUGCAAAGCCACCUCUUCUCCGGAAUCCGCACUCGCCAGAAGAAAAAGAGUCGAGAAAAAAGCAAAUCAGCAAAAAAAAGCAAAGAAAGCAACACAAUGAUCUACCGAAACGGACCAAUGCCGAAGGUCUCCCCAACACCAUCAUCAUCAGCAUCACUAAGUCAGUCAGUCUACUGUGAAGGGUAUGGUGGACCUCCGACCCCCACCGUGCUUCCCUCCUUCCCUCCGAUCACCCUGUGAAAGAUUAAGAACGUGGUCAAUGAGUGACCGAUCCCCUCCCCCCAACCGCAUAACUGCAGCUUACUUACAUCCUCAACCGCCAAUUCCAUCCCUCGCUUGUCUAUAUUUGUCACUUGAUCCAAACUACCUGUAUUUGGUGUGUAUG
This is a messenger RNA of Periconia digitata, 611 nucleotides long. NCBI's taxonomy places the organism in Eukaryota, Fungi, Ascomycota, Dothideomycetes, Pleosporales, Periconiaceae. The record is from the annotation of a GenBank genome assembly.